This is a messenger RNA of Cricetulus griseus (Chinese hamster), 267 nucleotides long. Lineage: Eukaryota; Metazoa; Chordata; Mammalia; Rodentia; Cricetidae. The record is from RefSeq and is a predicted model, not a curated record.
GGCUUGCUCCUUUUUCCUCUUGGGCCGGCUGAAGGCAAGAUGGGUCACCAGCAGCUCUACUGGAGUCACCUUCAGAAGUUCAGCCAGGGCUCUCAAUCUUGCCAAGUCUGCUCUAACUGCCACGGUCUGAUACAAAAAUAUGGGCUGAACCUGUGCCGUCAGUAUGCAAAGGACAUAGGCCUCAUUAAGUUGGACUAAGCAACUUUGAAUAGAUUAUUCAAGACUGUCUACCCAGUGAAACAGAUCAUGCUAGUCUUUGUACAUAAA